AUGAACAAACUUAAAUUCAAUCGUAACACCAAAUUUUCCAAUCUUUCUUCGGGAGAGUGGUCGGCACUAAAAAGUCUAAAAAAACGCAAAGACAUUGUCAUUGAGGCGGCCGACAAAGGCGGUGCAGUUGUUGUUUGGCAGGCCGACCUCUAUCAAAAAGAAGCUUUGCGGCAACUUUCUGACACCUCCUUUUAUGCUAAAGUCGACAAAGAUCUCGCUUUAAUUAACCAAAACAUUGUCAAAAAUACGAUCAGCGAUCUUAUAGCUAAACAAGAAUUGCCGGCCACUGCUAAAAAUCUCAUCAUUACCACUCCUAGAACUUCGUGUAUUUACUUUUUACCUAAAAUCCACAAACCUAACAACCCAGGUCAACCCAUCGUUUCUGCCUGCAGUUGUCCCACUGAACUUAUUUUCAGCUGUUUAGACAAAAUUAUGGCACCUAUCGUCAAAACUUUACCGUCUUACAGUAAGGACAGCCAACACGCACUUGAAAUUUUUCGUGACUUUAGUUUCCUCGACCAAAAUAAACUUAUUUUCACCAUGGAUAUAACAUCUCUUUACACUGUCAUUCCCAAUGACGAAGGUCUCCGGGCCCUCAAACAUUUUUUCGAUCAACGCACUGUUAAGGAACCUAGCUCUGAAACACUACUCCGUCUAGCCGAACUAGUACUCACACUCAAUUGCUUUUCAUUCGGUGGUAGCUACUACAAACAAACUAAUGGCGUGGCCAUGGGUACUAAAAUGGGACCCAGCUACGCCAAUCUUUUUGUAGGUUUUAUCGAACAUCAAUUUUUUAGUCAAUACCACGGCCCAAAACCUGAACUCUACGGCCGCUACAUUGACGAUUACAUCCGCGCUACCUCCUCUACCAAAGAGGAGCUCACUCAAUUUAUAACCGCCGUCAAUUCCUUUCAUCCGGCUCUUAAAUAUACCAGGGAAAUUUCCGACACUUCUUUGGCUUUUCUAGACAUCAAAAUUUCAAUUGAAGGCAACGGCUUAUGUACAAGUGUUUACUACAAACCUACAGAUUCACAUAGUUACUUGUUGUAUUCAUCCUCACAUCCAUCACACGUCAAGAACUCCAUACCUUUUUCACAGUUUCUCAGACUUCGUCGUUUAUGUAGUGACGACUCUGAUUUUUCCGAAAAAUCAGAGGCAAUGUGCCAGUUUUUCGAUAAACGUGGCUAUCCUGUUUCUGUCGUUCAAGCGGGCUACCACCGUGCCCAACAAAUCUAUCGACAGGCAGCACUACAAACGGCCGAGAAGGAGAACACUGACCGCAUUCCAUUUACUCUUACAUUUCACCCUCACAACCACGCAGUUGAAUCUAUCAUUCUUAAAAAUUUUAAAUUACUCCAAAACGAUUCAGAGACUGGCACUAUCUUUUCGCAACCCCCACUUAUUUCAUUCAAACGUGACAAAAACAUAGACAACUUUUUAGUCAGGAGUUCAUUUCAAACCAAUGACCAAUCUGGAACUUUUAAAUGCGCUCCCUCACGAUGCAAAACUUGUCCUUUCAUUCGUAACGUAGAGAAAAUAUCGGGACCCAAAAGAUCCAUUAAGAUCAUUGAUCACUUUACGUGUACCUCCGCCAAUGUUAUUUACUGCAUAACUUGCACUUAUUGCAAUAAGUUAUACAUCGGCGAAACAGAAGACGACUGGGUGACCGAUUCCGAGAACACCUUCGCGAUGUGGAAAGAAAUGACAAGGACGCAUCCAAACCAGUCGCUAGACACUUUAAUCUUCCUUAUCAUUCUAAACAGCAUAUGGCAGUUUGCGGCCUUUCCCUACAUAUAG
This is a messenger RNA of Pocillopora meandrina, 1797 nucleotides long. The record is from the annotation of a GenBank genome assembly. NCBI's taxonomy places the organism in Eukaryota, Metazoa, Cnidaria, Anthozoa, Scleractinia, Pocilloporidae.